ACCGAGUGACCUUGGAGUGUCAGUGCUUCUCGAGCCCAAACAGGCUCAGAAUCUCGAAGCCUUAUUAUCAAAGGUCCUGAAGACGACUGGGGAUCAACACGAGUGGUAAAACUUUGUGUUGCAUCUUGAACAGACAGGCUGGAUCAGCUUCCGAGCCAACCUGCUCUUCCCGCCGUCUUCAUUGACUGUGCCGCAGCUUACUCAGUCGCAACCUGAUUCGACGAAUACGUCAGGAUCUCUUCGAGGAUGAUGGAAUACGCUCAAUAUCAGCAACAACCGCAGAGCGCACAUUCACAACCACACAUUCAGACGGGUUAUCCCAGCACCGCCGCCGGCAACAGCAUCACCUCUCCAUCAACUCAGCACCUCUCGCAGACAUCACCGAUCCUUCCGUCGCAGCAGCACCAGCCGUCGCCGACGCAAACACACAACAUGUACCAGGCACAGUACACGGUCCCCCAACAAGGCAUGCAUUAUGGCAUGCCCGGGAUCCAGGCUGCAGCCAUGGCUGCAACUGCGGCGGCGUCCGGGUCCUCCUAUCCCUACAUGGCAUCGGACCCAAGCCUGCAGCAGUCGCCUAGGAUGUCGGGGGUUAACGCGAAGAAGGACGCUAGGGCAGGGCCGCGGUCGCCGCAGCAGAUGAAUAGCAUGUCUCAGCAGCGGCGGCUCAGCCAGGUCGCGAGUCCCGGCGUUCCGACGGCGCCGACAAUGCUGAACCACGCCGGACCGCGCCCCGCGGUCCCCCCUCCCAUGACCGCCGCCCAGCAGAUGCCACCGCCGCAGUCGCCCGAGAUGCCGUCUGGGACGGUGGAGGAGUCGCCGCUCUAUGUCAACGCGAAGCAGUUCCACCGCAUCCUGAAGCGGCGGGUGGCCCGGCAGAGGUUGGAGGAGGCGCUUCGGCUGACUAGCAAGGGCCGGAAGCCAUACCUUCACGAGUCGAGGCAUAACCACGCGAUGCGGCGUCCGCGCGGCCCAGGAGGGCGCUUCUUGACGGCCGAAGAGGUCGCGCAGAUGGAGAGGGAGAAGGCGAACGCCGCAGGCGCAGGUGGCGAGGCAAAGUCGGAAGGCCAGGACCAGUCCGGUGCGAGCACCAAGACGGCGUCGGGCGCGACAAAGCGGAAGUCGGAAGGCGCCACUUCAAGCCCGCCAUCCAAAAAGACGAAACAAGCGGCGUCGUCGAGCCCCGAGGAUGAAGAGGACGAGGAAGAGUGAAUGAUCGAAGCGCCGGCUGGGCAGAAGCAACGAAGAUCGCGAAAACGAAAAAGCCACAUGCUGCUUGGGCUUCUAUUAUACCUAUACCCCGCUCUCCCACCUUGUCCAAGACAGGUCAUGAAGUUAUGACAAAACCGCCCGCAUCUUGUUUUAUCUAGCACCGAGAUGUUGUGCAAACAGGUGCAGUUUGGUGAGAACUCUUGGCGCGAAGGGGCGGGCUGGUGAGGCGAACUUGUGUUGUGGUUUGUGACUGACGUGUGCAUCUCUUCUUUUCCGUUUUUUGUUUUCCUUUUAGCAGAUUGGGAAACCUUUCUUCUCUCUGUGCAUCAACCAACACGGCUGGCUAUCGGGGCGAGGCGACACUCGUUUUUCUCUUGCCUUCGGUGCGA
This is a messenger RNA of Thermothielavioides terrestris NRRL 8126, 1601 nucleotides long. RefSeq lists its product as uncharacterized. The record is from RefSeq and is a predicted model, not a curated record. The transcript has a single exon. Gene Ontology annotation, cellular component: CCAAT-binding factor complex. Bases 250 to 1212 code for a protein of 320 amino acids. Gene Ontology annotation, biological process: regulation of transcription by RNA polymerase II. NCBI's taxonomy places the organism in Eukaryota, Fungi, Ascomycota, Sordariomycetes, Sordariales, Chaetomiaceae. Gene Ontology annotation, molecular function: RNA polymerase II cis-regulatory region sequence-specific DNA binding; DNA-binding transcription factor activity, RNA polymerase II-specific.